UUCCUUUCUUGCUAUUCAUGCCUUUGGCAUCCGCCAAUUUAACGGAGAUGACCUUCGAGUUGGCAGACAGAGAGAUCCAGUGCUUCUAUGAAGAGUUGCAGAAAGAUGCCAAGUGCAACUUCGUUUUUCAGGUGGUUGCAGGUGGUCACUAUGAUGUGGAUUGCUUCAUCGAAGAUCCCAGAAGGCGAAUGAUCUACAGGAAGCACAAGAUACGGCAGGACAGCUUGGCUGUGAAAGUGGAGCUCUCCGGUGUCUACAGCUUCUGCUUUGGCAACCAGUUCUCCACCUUCAGCCACAAGAAGAUUUACUUCCACCUUGAAGUCGGUGAGGAAAUCCCCAUUUUUGCCACUGCUGAGGGCAAGGACAGUGCUCUCACACAGCUGGAAGCCUCCUGCCUUUCCAUCCAUACUGCACUGCGGAGUGUGAUGAACAUGCAGACACAACAGCGGGUGCAGGCAUUGAUUGAUCACCUGCACGCAGAAGACAUGAACAGUCACAUUAUCUAUUGGGCAUCUAGCGAGACCAUCAUCCUUUUCCUGGUUACUGUGGGCCAGGUGAUUAUCCUGAAGAGAUUCUUCACUGAUAAAAGGGCCAAUGUGACAGGCAGCCUGUACCUGGGGCUUCAGCCAUUCAAUGUGGGUUCGGAACAAACGAGCAACAGAAAGCUAUUUGGGUCUCAGAUCUGUUCUGAUAUUCAGUUGGAUCAUGUCUAA
This is a messenger RNA of Hemiscyllium ocellatum (epaulette shark), 713 nucleotides long. RefSeq names its product transmembrane emp24 domain-containing protein 3-like. The transcript is spliced from 4 exons. Gene Ontology annotation, biological process: Golgi organization; intracellular protein transport; endoplasmic reticulum to Golgi vesicle-mediated transport. The record is from RefSeq and is a predicted model, not a curated record. Bases 18 to 713 code for a protein of 231 amino acids. NCBI's taxonomy places the organism in Eukaryota, Metazoa, Chordata, Chondrichthyes, Orectolobiformes, Hemiscylliidae. Gene Ontology annotation, cellular component: COPII-coated ER to Golgi transport vesicle; COPI vesicle coat; endoplasmic reticulum.